GGCUCCGUCAGCAGGAGGGCACGUCGCCAUCAGGACAGGGAGGGCGAACCCGCCAGCGCGGCGGCAGCCAUUCAUUCCCCGGACCAGCACGGCGAGGACAGCGCAGGGCUUCCCCACACGGCGCGUCGGGCGGGAUGGCGACGGCGACGGCCGCCGCGCGCCACAAGCUGGCAGGGAAACCAGAACCGUGCUGCGCUGCUAAUAACUCUACGCGUGUCAAUGUCCUGCUUCCCCAAGAGCCCAGGCGGCCUCCAGCUCCCAGCCCAGCUGAUGCCUGCCCCAUGGCGCCGCGAGGCAGCGAAUCCCCGCGCGCCCGCCGGGCCCUGACCGUCGCCGCCGCCCUCCUCGCCCAGCUGCUCCUCUCCUCGCUUCCCCUGACCGACGCUGCGGCCGGCUCGCCGUCUCCGGCCCCCGCGCCGGCGCCGCUCCCCCUCCCGCCCCCACCGCGCCAGCAGCAGCAGCACGCUGCGCCCGGGAGCGGCGACGAGCCCCGCUCCCCGCUGCCACCGGUGCCGGGACUCCCGGGAGCGAGCCGUCCCCCUCCUCGCGCGGGCCCUCCAGCCGAGAAGUCAGCGUGGCAGCGGCUCAACUUCGGCGAGAGGUUCGGGAUCGCGCUCGCCGGCGUGGCCGUCGCAAUGCAGGUGGCGCUCGGCGCGUUCCUGUGCGCGCGCGCGCGGCAGCUGCGCCGUGCGGCGGCCCCGGGCAAGGCCGAGGAGCAGGAGCUGGUGGAGGCGGCGGCUGCGUCGCCGCCGCCGCCGGCGUAA
Molecule: messenger RNA, 764 nt
Organism: Panicum virgatum (switchgrass)
Lineage: Eukaryota; Viridiplantae; Streptophyta; Magnoliopsida; Poales; Poaceae
Product: translation initiation factor IF-2-like
Exons: 1
Coding region: 135-764 (209 amino acids)
Source: RefSeq, a predicted model, not a curated record